UGACGAUCGAUUUGGAUAUUGCUGUGGGCGAAUUGAUAUUACCCGCUCUGCGACCAUGCAUGAGCUGUGCGGACAGUAUCGUGCGUCGUGCAGUCGCCACUCUGCUUCACUCAUUGAUUGAAGUCCUGCAAGUUGCAAAAUCGAACCUAACUGAUUGGGUGCGUCUGGAUCCCCUCGUCAGCUCGCCUCAUCUGUUGGAACAAGUGUUUCAAAUGGUCAGUCAGUUGGCACGGGAUGAUGUGACCGGACAGCGUCGUCGGUUGAACGCAGACGAAGCAGACUGGAGUGUGUUGGCUGUGGCUUUGGGUCCGUUGUUCAGUUACUUCAAGCUGUGUCGUAUCCCGGGACCACCUGUAACCGGUUCAUCCGGAGUGAAUGGUUCGAACAGGGACGGACUCACAGCGUUCUCGCUGGGCACACUUGAAGCUACCAACUCGAAUGGGAAAGAUUGCAUGGAUAUUGAAGAGCAGGUCUUGGAACUUGUGGAACUACAGUUCAGCUUGGUAUCCGGAAUGCUGGAAACAGAUGUCCAAUCUAGCUCCACAGGAAAUCCAGAUUCCAGUGCCAGUCGUCUUCUGAUCACGCAACAACGAUUUUGGACCACUUUGACGCAUGCGUUGAUCUCGCUCACCGAUCACCUUAUCCCUCUCUGUUUGGAUGGAUUUCGAGAUAAGAGUGAGUACCGUGGUCAACCGCAGGGAUAUUUGUAA
Molecule: messenger RNA, 710 nt
Organism: Echinostoma caproni
Lineage: Eukaryota; Metazoa; Platyhelminthes; Trematoda; Plagiorchiida; Echinostomatidae
Source: the annotation of a GenBank genome assembly